CAUCGUCCGAACCGCAGGUCUCAUGGUCCUCUCCUCCGGCGGCAUCAUCCGCAACACAAAAUUCCUCGGCCGCCAGUACCUUCCCAAAGUCAUGGGCAAGCACCAGCAGUUGCAUUUCGCGGGUCACCAUUUCCACAUGAUGUUUGACGCCAGUCCAAAGGUCCAGAACGAUAUCUACACGCUGCUGAAAAGUGACCCGCGUAUGGUGCGCAUCAUGGUUGUUAAUCGGGCGAAGAUGUGAGUGCCUUUUCUUGUCUCUAGUUUUUUUGGAAGCACCGCUAUGAGUGGUGGUUUCGUCCAAAGUGACUGGAUUUUCUAGAUUACAGCAGAGACUAACGCAUUUCAUCAACAGACUCCCAGACCUAACGCAAGAGUACAAGUCGGCGAACCUGGUCUAAAUAUCACCCCUAACCAACGAAAGAAAACGAAAAAAGACACUGAACGGGAGGCGUUCCAAUUGAUAUAUUUGUACAUAAGACAGUUUCUGUAAAUCUACAUUAUGAUUUUUCGAUAAUUGCGUGCUUAUUCGUAGCGUGGGAGAUAGA
Myxozyma melibiosi is the source of this 545-nucleotide messenger RNA. RefSeq lists its product as uncharacterized. Lineage: Eukaryota; Fungi; Ascomycota; Lipomycetes; Lipomycetales; Lipomycetaceae. The record is from RefSeq and is a predicted model, not a curated record. The coding region runs from base 23 to 241 and encodes 72 amino acids. Gene Ontology annotation, molecular function: structural constituent of ribosome; rRNA binding. The transcript has a single exon. Gene Ontology annotation, biological process: translation. Gene Ontology annotation, cellular component: ribosome.